Molecule: messenger RNA, 1272 nt
Organism: Xiphophorus maculatus (southern platyfish)
Lineage: Eukaryota; Metazoa; Chordata; Actinopteri; Cyprinodontiformes; Poeciliidae
Product: mucin-5AC-like
Exons: 3
Source: RefSeq, a predicted model, not a curated record
AUGCCUCCCUGCGGCUACAACCACGACAGCUCCAACCUCAACCACAACGGCUCCAACCACGACAACAGCUACUCCAACCACGACAACAGCUGCUCCAACCACGACAACGGCUGCCCCAACCACUACCACAGCGCUCCAACUACAACUACAGCUGUGCCAACCACCGCGGCUCAAACCACAACCACAACAGCUCCAACUACAACUACAGUUGCUAAAUCUACAACCACAGAGGUUCCAACCACAACCACAGCUGUUCCAAUUACAACUACACCUGUGCCAACCACAACCACAGCGGCUGCAACCACAACCACAGCUGCUCCAACUACGACAGCUGCACCAACCACAAUUGAACCAACGACAGCCACAGUUGCUCUAACAACCACAGCACCUCCAACAACAACAACAGCUGCUACAACCACAACCACAGCUGCUUCAUCCACAGCAACAGCUGCUCCAACCACAACCACAACAGCUCCAACCACAAGAACAGCUACUCCAACCACGACAACAGCUGCUCCAAUCACGACAACAGCUGCCCCAACCACAACCACAACCACAGCUGCUUCAACCACCACCACAACAGCUCCAACCACAACAACAUCUGCUCCAACCACGACUACAGCUGCUCCAACCACGACAACAGCUGCUCCAACCACAACAGCAGCUAACACCACAACAACAGCGGCUCCAACCACAACAGCUCCAACCACAACCACAGCUGCUCCAACCACAGCAACAGCUGCUCCAACCUCAACCACAACGGCUCCAACCACAACAACAGCUACUCCAACCACAACCACAACAGCUCCAACUACAACUACAGCUGCUCCAACCACAACAACAGCGGCUCCAACCACAACAGCUCCAUCCACAACCACAGCUGCUCCAACCACAGCAACAGCUGCUCCAACCUCAACCACAACGGCUCCAACCACAACAACAGCUACUCCAACCACGACAACAGCUGCUCCAACCACGACAAUGGCUGCCCCAACCACAACCACAGCCACUCCAACCACAACUACAGCUGUGCCAACCACGACAACAGCUGCUCCAACAACGUCAACGGCUGCCCCAACCACAACCACAACCACAGCUGCUCCAACCACAACCACAACAGCUCCAACCACAACUACAGCUGCUCCAACCACAACCACAACGGCUCCAACCACAACAACAGCUACUCCAACCACGACAACAGCUGCUCCAACAACGUCAACGGCUGCCCCAACCACAACCACAACCACAGCUGCUCCAACCACAACCACAACA